Molecule: messenger RNA, 636 nt
Organism: Carassius auratus (goldfish)
Lineage: Eukaryota; Metazoa; Chordata; Actinopteri; Cypriniformes; Cyprinidae
Product: histone H2B
Exons: 1
Coding region: 44-418 (124 amino acids)
Cellular component (GO): nucleosome
Molecular function (GO): structural constituent of chromatin; protein heterodimerization activity; DNA binding
Source: RefSeq, a predicted model, not a curated record
UCUCUCAUCAUUGUCUCGUGAGGUUUUGAUCUCCAGCAGCAUCAUGCCUGAACCAGCGAAGUCCGCGCCGAAGAAAGGCUCCAAGAAGGCCGUCACCAAGACCGCCGCGAAAGGAGGAAAGAAGCGCAGAAAGUCCAGGAAGGAGAGCUACGCCAUCUACGUGUAUAAAGUGCUGAAGCAGGUUCAUCCUGACACCGGGAUCUCUUCGAAGGCGAUGGGCAUCAUGAACUCUUUCGUCAACGACAUCUUCGAGCGCAUCGCCGGUGAGUCGUCUCGUCUCGCUCACUACAACAAGCGCUCCACCAUCACUUCCCGAGAGAUCCAGACCGCCGUGCGUCUGCUGCUGCCCGGGGAGCUGGCCAAACACGCCGUGUCCGAGGGCACCAAGGCCGUCACCAAGUACACCAGCUCCAAGUAGAGCUCCGCUGCAGCUCCACACACAAAGGCUCUUUUAAGAGCCACACAACUUCUCACUGAAAGAGCGUCUACUAAUAUUUUAUCUCAAGGUUCAAUCGUAUAUUAAACCAGAUUGAGCUAAGCAUCGUUUGCUUACAGAAAUAAACCACCCUUUCUCGGACUUUACAGUAAUCCAGAUAAUGAAAAUAAAACGCAUUUAUUGCAUAAUCCUAUUGUAAC